Molecule: messenger RNA, 830 nt
Organism: Lindgomyces ingoldianus
Lineage: Eukaryota; Fungi; Ascomycota; Dothideomycetes; Pleosporales; Lindgomycetaceae
Product: class I glutamine amidotransferase-like protein
Exons: 3
Coding region: 43-801 (252 amino acids)
Cellular component (GO): nucleus; cytosol
Source: RefSeq, a predicted model, not a curated record
AAACAACCCUAUUCUUCUUUCAAGUUGUUUAAACAAGAAUCCAUGGAGACGCCAAUUCGAAUAGCAAUACUCGAGUGUGACACCCCUCUGGACCACACUCGAGCAAAGUAUGGAGGGUAUGGCGGCGUGUUCAAAGCACUUUUGGCAGCGGCAGCAGAUACUUUAGGGCUACCUGAUUUGAUAUCAUCUAUGAAAGGCCUUGAGUUAAGCACUUUCGAUGUUGUUAAUGAGCAGGAGUAUCCCGAUUUGAAUAAGAUUGAUGCUGUUCUCCUAACAGGCUCACGCCACAAUUCUUUCGAUGAUACACCGUGGAUUCUCAAACUUGUAGAGUUCACAAAGGAAUUGCUCCAACAAAACCGUAUACGAAUCAUCGGAGUAUGCUUCGGUCACCAGAUCCUUGGCCGUGCAGCUGGAGUCAAGGUUGGUAGGAGUGAGGGCGGCUGGGAAGUCUCAGUACUACCUAUCGAGUUGACUGAGAAGGGAAAGGAGCUAUUCAAGCAAGAUACUAUUAGUUUGCAUCAAAUGCACCGAGAUGCUGUCUUUGAGUAUCCUGAAGGAGUUGAGAAGCUAGGUGCCUCUCCUCGAUGUCUUGUACAGGGCAUGUACGCGAAAGGAAAGUUCAUCUCGGUCCAGGGGCAUCCAGAGUUCAAUCAGGAAAUUGUGAGCGAGCUCGUAACAGCAAGGCACUUACAAGGAAUAUUUAACGAAGAGAUGUAUAAAGACGCGAUGGUCAGGGUUGCAAAGCAUCACGACGGCGUCGCUGUGGCUGCUGCGUUCUUACGGUUUCUGCUUGAAGAGUAGAGCAGCGGCAGCAUCUGUAGAAAAGAAUG